AAACAAAAACAGGAUUAUUAAGACUUACUAACGAAGGGUCACUUUAUUAUGAAAUGCUUGAUGAAACAAAUAAAACCUACUUUUUCGACAUCUUAUUAUAUCAAUUGGCUCAAUCAAUACCAAUCCCUCAAAGUAGACUUAUAAGAACUAAUGAAAAGGUCCAAACUGAUUAUACAGCACGAACAUAUCAAAUAUUAUUUGAGAUUAGCAUUUUAAAAACCUAUAAUUUAUCAGAAAAAAGUUCUGAAAGUAUUUUAAAUGAUUUGGACGUGUUAAUAAAAAAUAAAUAUAUUACUCCAAUAAAUCAAAAUAAUUUCACAAAAUUUUUAGAUGAAUUAUAUGGAAUUAAAGAACAAGCUAGUUUAUUAGAUCAAUUAAAAUUACCGUUAAUACUUUUUGCUAUAUUAUUUUGUUUGAUUGCAGCAAUUAUUUUAUAUUCAUAUAUAAAACGUAAAAAAGGCAAUAAAUUUGCUAUCAUUACUCCUAUAAUCAUUAUUGUCGACUUUAUUGCAGACAUUACUUUUAUAAAACAGUUAUACGAUAUGAACCUGAAAAUAACUGUUAAUCUUUU
Dentiscutata heterogama is the source of this 571-nucleotide messenger RNA. The record is from the annotation of a GenBank genome assembly. NCBI's taxonomy places the organism in Eukaryota, Fungi, Glomeromycota, Glomeromycetes, Diversisporales, Gigasporaceae.